Molecule: messenger RNA, 4635 nt
Organism: Amphiprion ocellaris (clown anemonefish)
Lineage: Eukaryota; Metazoa; Chordata; Actinopteri; Pomacentridae
Gene: atp6v0a2b
Product: ATPase H+ transporting V0 subunit a2b
Exons: 20
Coding region: 392-2989 (865 amino acids)
Biological process (GO): proton transmembrane transport; vacuolar acidification
Cellular component (GO): vacuolar proton-transporting V-type ATPase complex; plasma membrane; vacuolar proton-transporting V-type ATPase, V0 domain
Molecular function (GO): ATPase binding; proton-transporting ATPase activity, rotational mechanism
Source: RefSeq, a predicted model, not a curated record
GAAGUUGAUCGUAUUCAACAGUGUGAAGUGAAGUGACGUGGAGUGUUACGGACACGGCGGCUAAAAACUUCAUGAACUAUGAGAAGAGUUGCCACCACAUCCUGAGAUAAGUCACGUCUAGCGGUCGUAGCACCGAUUGCUUCACUCUUUCACAUUCAGCCUCGAUGGAACAAGUUUUUCAACCACGAAUCAACAACACGGCGCUUACCCGGCUAGCCAAUUAGCUCGCUAACAGGAACAGCCGCUGCCGUGACGGUAGCUAUGUAAAGUCAGCGUUGUGCAAGUCAGAUAUUGUUUUAUCACUUGAGCCGAAUCAUGAGAAGGACUAAGGAGGACUCGAGGUCCCGUCGUUGACGUCUAAUUUGCAGAAACUGCAGCGGUUAGCUUGCUAAUGUUAGCCCGUCCGCGAAGCAGGGGAGUAUCAGAGGCAACUGUCAAGAUGUGCCCUCUGCUGCGGGGUGAGGAGAUGUGUCUGGCCCAGCUGUUCCUGCAGUCCGGAUCAGCCUACGACUGCAUCAGUGAACUUGGAGAGCUGGGGCUUGUGGAGUUCAGAGACCUCAAUCCCAACGUUAACGCAUUCCAGCGGAAACACGUCAAUGAGAUUAAAAAAUGUGAAGAGAUGGAGAGGAUCCUGGGAUACCUUCUGAGGGAGAUCAAGAAAGCAGAUAUUUCACUGCCAGAUAGAGAUGUGAACCCGGUGGCUCCUUUACCCAAGCAUGUCAUUACAAUCAUGGAGCAGCUACAGAGACUGGAGGUGGAGUUGGGUGAAGUCACCAGGAAUAAAGAGAAGCUGCAGAAGAAUCUGCUGGAGCUCACAGAGUACACACACAUGCUGCGCAUCACUCGCAGCUUUGUACAGAGAAGUGCUGAGCGAGAGCACCUCGAAGCACAGUAUGAGGAGUUUCCGUUCUUAGAAAAAGACACAAUGAUGGACUACAGCAGCAUGCAGAGGCUGGGAGCCAAACUGGGUUUCAUUUCUGGCCUCAUUCAGAGGGUGAAGAUCGAGGCCUUUGAGCGGAUGCUUUGGAGAGUAUGUAAAGGUUACACCAUCCUCAGCUAUGCUGAGGUCGAAGAGUAUCUAGAAGAUCCUGACACAGGUGAGCCUACGCAAAGUGUGGUGUUCCUGAUCUCAUACUGGGGAGACCAAAUCGGCCAGAAAGUGAAGAAGAUUUGUGACUGCUACCACUGUCACCUGUAUCCGUAUCCCAGUAGCAAUGAGGAGAGGAAUGACGUUGUGGAAGGACUAAGAACUCGCAUCCAGGACCUGCACACAGUGCUGCAUCGGACAGAAGAUUAUCUGAAACAGGUUCUGAUUAAAGCUUCAGAAUCAGUCUACACCUGGGUCAUCCAGGUCAAGAAAAUGAAGGCCAUCUACUAUAUCCUGAACCAAUGCAGUUUUGAUGUGACUAAUAAGUGUCUAAUCGCUGAGGUGUGGUGUCCCGUCAAUGACAUUCCCACACUGCGGAGGGCCCUCGAAGAAGGAUCGAGAAAAAGUGGAGCAACGGUUCCUUCCUUUGUCAAUCGGAUCCCCACCACCGACACGCCCCCGACCCUGAUCAGAACCAACAAAUUUACCUCUGGCUUCCAGAACAUCGUGGAUGCUUAUGGAGUGGGAACUUACAGAGAGGUGAACCCUGCUCCGUUCACAAUCAUAACUUUCCCGUUCUUGUUCGCUGUGAUGUUUGGGGAUCUGGGUCAUGGAGCUAUCAUGGCUCUCUCAGCUGCCUGGAUGGUUUUGUAUGAAAACAACCGUAAACUUAAGAACACCAGGAAUGAGAUCUGGAACACAUUCUUUGAGGGACGGUACAUCAUUCUGAUGAUGGGCCUCUUCUCCAUCUAUACUGGCUUAAUAUACAAUGAUUGUUUCUCAAAAUCCCUUAAUAUCUUUGGCUCUGGGUGGAGUGUGAAGGCCAUGUUUGACGAGAAGGUGUGGGACAACAGUGUCAUCAGUGGAAAUGGUGUUCUCACGCUUGAUCCGAACAUUACAGGAGUUUUCAAAGGACCAUACCCUCUGGGAAUUGAUCCAAUUUGGAACUUGGCAUCCAACCGCCUUACAUUUCUGAACUCCUAUAAGAUGAAAAUGUCCGUGAUACUGGGUAUCAUACACAUGAGCUUCGGGGUCGUCCUCAGCACUUUCAAUCACCUGCACUUUAGGAAGGAGUACAACCUGUACUUGGUGUUUCUGCCCGAACUCCUGUUCCUGCUGUGUUUGUUUGGAUACCUGGUGUUCAUGAUAUUGUACAAGUGGCUGUUCUUCACCGUUAAGGACUCCAGACAUGCACCGAGCAUUCUCAUCCACUUCAUAAACAUGUUCCUCAUGCAGAGUGAUGCAGUGCAGCCCCUCUACCCAGGACAGACUGGCCUGCAGGCAUUUCUUUUGGUCAUUGCUGUUCUGUCGGUGCCUGUUUUACUCCUGGGGAAACCUGUCUACCUUUACUGGCUUCAAAAUGGAAGUCAUCGCCUUGGAAUGUACAGGGGAUAUGAGCGUGUGCGACGAAACAGUGAAGAGGAGCUCUACCUGAUGAGGGCUCAUGACAUGGAAGAGGGCAGCAGUCACAGUGAUUUUUCCACUAGUGGAGAGCACAACACAGAAGAGUUUAACUUGGCAGAUGAGUUCCUUCAUCAAGCCAUUCAUACUAUUGAAUAUUGCCUGGGUUGCAUCUCCAACACUGCCUCCUACCUAAGGCUCUGGGCUCUGAGCCUGGCACAUGCCCAGCUGUCAGAGGUGCUGUGGGCCAUGGUGAUGCGAAUAGGACUACGAAUGGACACCAGUCUCGGGGUUUUAUUUUUGGUGCCUGUCUUUGGCCUGUUUGCAGUUCUCACUGUGUCCAUCCUCCUGGUAAUGGAGGGUCUGUCUGCAUUCCUUCAUGCCCUCCGGCUGCACUGGGUGGAGUUUCAGAAUAAAUUCUACAGUGGGACCGGAGUCAAGUUUUGCCCCUUUUCCUUCUCUCUCCUGCCCUCCAGCUUUGAGCAUGAUGGUCUACUGUGAAGGGACUAUCUAAUAACACUGUUUGGUGGCGAGCAGAGCCAAAACAAGCCAGCAGGGUUCUGUGCUUAAAAAGACUUAUUCCAGAGAUGUCAUGAGGUUAUUUUGAUAUUUAUUUUCCUCUUUUAAAAUUCUGUCAUGUAAAGAAAAUUGUAAGGUAAGUUUCACAAACUGUUGCAAUCAUGCGGCAGUCCCAGUUUCAAAAACAUGGACAGAGCAGAGUGUGCUGCUGAGAAAUUAGUGUUUCUUAUUGCAAAUUCAUGUAACAAAGAGUAUUUUGUAUCAGGAGCCGUAUACUUAUCAGCACAACAUUUUGAGGUUGAAAUGUGAGACUCAGAUUGAAAAUGUAACUCAUAUGCUUACAACCAUCAAUUUUUUUUAUAAGAUAACGGUUGUUGAUGCCAUUUGUAUCCACCAAAUGUAAAAUAAACAAAAAAAUAAAUAUAGUAUAUUUAGUAUUAGAUAACAUAACAGUAAUAAGAAAUUAGAGGGACUUAAGAUCUGGCUACACAGAAAACACAGAAAGAUCAAUUUAUUCCCAUUUUUUAGGGGAUGAAUAAAAAAUAGAAUAACAUCCACCUUCUCCUUUAAAUGGAAAAACUGCUAUCUUUAUUUAUUACUUUCUGUUUCCCUAUAGAAAUGUUGUCAUUCAUUUUGGCAUAAUUGUGUAUGUUAAUGCUGGUAUUUUAAUUUCAUUCUCAAUCAAGCUUCAGUUUUGUUUGAUCUGGUUUCCAUAUACUGAGUAGUGAGCCACCUUUCAGUUACAUAGUUAUUGCUCAGCUUUUUGUUGCACUGACUGCCUUACAGAAGUACAACUGCAUAACAGCAAAGUGUAUGAUUGUUCAGGUUCUCUAAUAUCCCCAGUCUGUCCUACCAAAACACAGUGAAAGAUGUUUGAAAGGGCUUAGGCAGCGAUGAGAUGUAUAUACUUUUGCAGAAUUCUUUUUUAAUUUAUUUUAAAAUGUUGGAGCCUAAGUACAGAUGAAUGUUAAUGGAAUGUGAUUUUUACUUUUAUGCAUUCACAGUGUUGCCUUUGCCACUGCCACUUACUAUACAUUUUAACAUUCCAUGCAUGGAAAAACUUCAUUUGUGGACUCAGCUCUGCUGGCUGGGAGUCUCUUACUUUGAAAGGUCCUAAAUCCAUAAUUAGUACAGUAGCUGACCUGUGUUACAUCCUAAUAGGAGAAAAUUAGUUAGUGAAGUUUCUGAUUUCAGGCACACAGUAUUUCAUCGUUUUGUUAGCCGAUUAGUACUGUGUGGAAAAUCUUUCUAAAGGGAAUGAGACUUAAUUGUCAUCACUGUUGUGCUAUUAAAGUGUCUGCAUUUUGGUCUGUGGCAACAUAAUUUGCUCCAGGAAGACACUGAUAAUUUUAGCAGUGGUUCUUUGUGGUAUCAAAUCUUGAUGAUACAAGUGGCAGUUGCUGUUUUGUUCGGGUAAGUGGUAUUUCAUUAGAAAUUAUUGGUUAGUUCAAACAAACAUGUUCAAUGCUUGAUUGAAUUGGGGAAUUGUAAUUUCUUCUAAUGCAAGAGUGAUUGUUCAUUUAAUUUUAAAAAUCAUGUUCUUUCGUUCACAAACACUCCAUGCGCUAAUUGUUUUAAGGAAAAUGUCUGUUCACCCUCAAUGUCAGUAAUAAAUUGUACUUGUUUGA